AUGGAAGAUCAAAAACCUAUGUCCUUUGAUCCAAGAGAAAACAGCAUGGAAUAUCAUGUGAUUGUGAUUGAUGAUGAACCUAAAUCCUCUUUUCCAAUUAAUUCAAGUGAUUGUGAAAGAAACUCAAGAGAUCAAGUGAUUACGAUGGAAGAAUCUAAUUCGUCUAGUGGCGAACAAGGGAUGAAGUUAGUAACCAUUCUCUCAAUGGUAUUAUGA
This is a messenger RNA of Lathyrus sativus (Indian pea), 216 nucleotides long. NCBI's taxonomy places the organism in Eukaryota, Viridiplantae, Streptophyta, Magnoliopsida, Fabales, Fabaceae. The record is from the annotation of a GenBank genome assembly.